This is a messenger RNA of Populus euphratica (Euphrates poplar), 1757 nucleotides long. Its product is annotated as transcription factor bHLH130-like. The coding region runs from base 527 to 1495 and encodes 322 amino acids. NCBI's taxonomy places the organism in Eukaryota, Viridiplantae, Streptophyta, Magnoliopsida, Malpighiales, Salicaceae. The record is from RefSeq and is a predicted model, not a curated record. The transcript is spliced from 6 exons. Gene Ontology annotation, biological process: regulation of transcription by RNA polymerase II. Gene Ontology annotation, molecular function: DNA-binding transcription factor activity, RNA polymerase II-specific; RNA polymerase II cis-regulatory region sequence-specific DNA binding; protein dimerization activity. Gene Ontology annotation, cellular component: nucleus.
UCCGUACUUCAUGGCCUUUUCUCGCAAACAAAGAAGAAAGAUAAGCCUUUGCCUCUCUCUUGCCCUUUUCGGUCUUCUCUCUCGACUGCUCUCAUCAUUAAGCUCAAGAUCUUCCUUGCUUUCGGUGCUUUCACUUCUUUCACAAAAACUCACCUUCCCUUCUCUCUCUCUCUCUCUCUCGCUUUCAAUCUUUUCACUUGACAAUAUAUGCAUACAAUCAGUAAAACCUUUUCUAGAGGUUUUUCAUUCUUCUCAUUAAGCUUUAAUGCUUCUCUUGAAAGGGUUUAAACCUUUUCUUUUCUUGAUUGCUUCCUCUUCACGAUCUUAUCUUUACUCUGCUUAAAAAAUAAGCUGACAGAAAAUUUUAUCAAGAAAGCGAUGCUAAAAUAUUCCCAGAAUUUUCUUCCAGCUUUAAUAAGGUAGUUACUACUAAGGUAUUUGUAAAUGGUUCUUCAGCAUCAAAUCUGUUAACUUGAGCCCACAAUAUUAAGAAGAAACAGGAGUAAUUAAAUCAGAGCAUUUGUUAAUGGAUUCGAGUAGUAGUCACAAUUCCAGUUCAGGGUCGUUGAGAUUUCGCUCGGCUCCGAGUUCACUUCUCGCAAAUUUCACUGAUAAUGGAGUCGACAAUGAUUCUGUUUUGAAUUUCCAACAGUUUGAGGAUAAAUCCGCUGCAAGAGUGAGAGAGGAAGCUGUUAAUUAUUCAAGUUUGCCGCGGAGUUAUCCAGGUUUGCCUCCUCAUUAUCCAAGGCAGAGUUCAGCUACAAGUUCCUCAGCUAUGGAUAGUUCAUAUGGUUUGAUUGGUUCAAUAUCAAUGGGUCGUCAUGAGCAAGUUGAAAAGGUUGAUUCAAAUCCUGCUAGGCAGAAUAGCUCUCCCGCUGGACUUUACGGGAACCUUCCUGUUCAAAAUGGCUUGCUGUCACAGAUUUCUGAAAUUGGGAGCGAAAGCAUGGAGGCAGGCAGCCCUGACAGUGGAAAACUCACAAGUGUCAGUGUUGACGGUCGAUUUUAUAGCAGUCACGGGUUUCCGUAUGGUUCUUGGAAUGAUUCGCAUUUGUCAGAGAACUUUAGCAGCAUGAAAAGAGAGCAAGAAAAUGGAAACUUGUUUUCUAAUGCUCAGAACGGAGACCUUGGAAAUCGGGCUCAUGUAUUAUCCCACCGCUUGAGUUUGCCAAAGACUGCAAUAGAAAUGGUUGCCAUGGAAAAGUUUCUCCAUUUCCAAGAUUCUGUUCCUUGUAAAAUUAGAGCAAAGCGUGGUUGUGCCACUCAUCCUCGAAGUAUCGCGGAAAGAGUGAGAAGAACUCGGAUCAGUGAAAGAAUGAGGAAACUACAAGAGCUUGUUCCGAACAUGGACAAGCAAACGAGCACAGCAGACAUGUUGGAUUUGGCUGUAGUGUACAUUAAAGACCUUCAGAAACAGUACAAGACACUAAGUGACAACCGAGCCAAUUGCAAGUGUUUAAGCAAGCAGAAGCCAGUGCAAAACAGAAUUGUUUGAGGUGCUUCUGUACAGAAAUCCAAGGGGCUGUACGACCAGAUCUUGUUGAUCUUUAGCAUCAGUAAGCGAAGAUAAAUAUAUAUAUAUAUAUUUUUAUGUAGAAAGUUUGGUAGGAAUUUCCACCCUCAUGUUCUGAUCCUGAAGCUAACAAUGCUUUCAAUUACAAAAUACCUGAAAAAAAGCCAUAAAUGUACAGAACAUGUUGUAACGCAUCAAUUCCUUGUUAUGAAAAGAUAAAUGCAUUAAUUCCUUAUGCUGUCUU